AUGGGAGACAUACCAAACAGCUUUGCUGAUCUCAAUGUUGUUCAAUAUCUUUCCCUGUCUGAUAAUAGAUUGCAGGGACAUAUUCCUGAAUCAUUUGGUGACUUAUUAAGCUUGGAAUUUUUGGAUCUUUCCAAUAACAGUCUCAGUGGAGGAAUCCCAAAGUCGUUGGAGAAACUCCGGUAUCUCAAGUUUUUCAAUGUCUCUUUCAAUGGACUCCAGGGAGAGAUUCCUAAUGCAGGACCAUUUGCAAACUUGUCGGUUCAGUCAUUUAUGGGUAAUGAAGCAUUAUGUGGUGCAACCCGGCUGCAAGUCCCACCAUGCAAAGCUGGUGAUACUAAACGAUCAAGGAAAGCUAUAGUGACAAUACUAGUGUACGUUUUGCCAAUUACAGGAUCAACAUUGCUUGUUGCAACAGACGGUUUCGACAAAAGCAAUCUGAUUGGUAUUGGGAGUUAUGGUUCAGUAUACAGAGGAAUACUGGCAGAUGGUAUAAAGGUAGCAGUAAAGGUCUUCAAUAAGAACCUUGAAGGAGCAUUUCACAGCUUUGAAUCUGAAUAUGAAGUUAUGAGCAAUAUUCGGCAUCGGAUCCUAGUAAAAAUCAUAAGCUGCUGCUCAAAUGAUGAUUUUAAGGCCCUCCUGUUAGACUACAUGCCCAACGGAAGCCUGGAGAUGUGGUUGCAUUGUGAUGACCAUUAUUUAGAUUUGCUGCAGAGAUUGGAAGUUGUGUUAGACAUUGCAUCAGCUUUGGAAUAUCUCCAUCAAGGUUAUUCAGCCCCAAUUGUUCACUGUGAUAUAAAACCAAGCAAUGUGCUACUGGAUGAAAAUAUGGUUGCACAUUUAAGUGACUUUGGCAUUUCCAAGCUCCUAGGGGAAGAGCAAUCUGUGACGCUGACCAAAACCCUCGCUACCAUUGGGUAUAUGGCACCAGAGGUCGGUAGAGAAGGAAAAGUAUCCACAAAAGGCGAUGUUUACAGCUAUGGGAUACUGCUGAUGGAAACAUUUACUAGGAAGAGGCCAACAGAUGAAAGUCUUGCUAGGGACGUGAGCUUGAAACGAUUGGUAAGAGACUCAUUAUUAUUUGCUUCAGCAAUAGAAGUUGUGGACUCAAAUUUACUGGGCGAACUGAUGAACGUUAUACUGCAAACGAGCGAUGUUUGACAUCAAUCUUGAGUUUGGCAAUUAAUUGCACCAGUGAUUCACGUAAGGAGAGGAUGAAUAUGAAAGAGGUAGUCAGUAUACUGGUCAAAAUAAAAUCUACCUUCUCUGCUAAUAUUGGAAGGGAUUGAAGUAGUAGUCAAUCUAGUUCGGAAAUUUUUUGUGUUUUUUGCUUGAAAAAUAUUAAGAGUCCGUUUACAGCAUAUUGAUGCUGGG
This is a messenger RNA of Tripterygium wilfordii, 1371 nucleotides long. Its product is annotated as receptor kinase-like protein Xa21. The record is from RefSeq and is a predicted model, not a curated record. Gene Ontology annotation, molecular function: protein binding; protein kinase activity; ATP binding. Gene Ontology annotation, biological process: protein phosphorylation. Lineage: Eukaryota; Viridiplantae; Streptophyta; Magnoliopsida; Celastrales; Celastraceae. The transcript has 4 exons. Bases 1 to 1158 code for a protein of 385 amino acids.